CACCUGCAGAUUUUCUAGUUAUUAUUUUUUACAAGUUUUAUACGGGCUGAGAAACGGCUUCGAAUCACAUUUCAAGUUUCCUAGAUUUCUAGCUUUCAUACCCUGAAAAAAAAAAUUGUUUUGUUAUUUUAAAAUUGUAUUUAUUUUAUUUUUUUUUAAAGGAAAAUCUUGACAGUUAAGAUGCAACACCCCAGGACGCUGCUUUGCCUCUCCUUGAUUCUCUGUGGCCUGGUUUCACAAUCGCUCGGCCUGACUUUCAGUGGGAAAGACAAAAGGGGAUGGACUUUGAACAGCGCCGGUUAUCUCCUCGGCCCUCAUGUUUCUUUUCGAGCUCAUCUCUCUCUGUUCCCCAAAGGGAGAGCCUCUGUCCGGCGAGGGCGUGGAUUUGAACCCCUGUCUCUCCCCAGAGCCCUUCUUACAGAUUCGAGUUCAGAUGCUCAUCGGACCCUCAAUGAUAAAGGUGGUCUUGCAGGAAAGCGCGACGCUGUGGAGGAAAGUUACAAGAAAGCCGAGGAUGUUUACACUCCCAACGUGCAGCCGAUAGAUGAGACUGUCCUGGAUUUCAUGUCCUACCUUCGACUGAAAGAGCUCGGAGCCUUGGACAAUCUAAUCGUGUCAGAGGACUCAACCUGAAGGAAACGCAGCCCCUCUCUGAAUACCCCCCACCCCCCGACCCCCGACCCCCGACCCCCGACCCCCG
Messenger RNA from Acipenser ruthenus (sterlet), 700 nucleotides. RefSeq names its product galanin peptides-like. NCBI's taxonomy places the organism in Eukaryota, Metazoa, Chordata, Actinopteri, Acipenseriformes, Acipenseridae. Gene Ontology annotation, molecular function: hormone activity. Gene Ontology annotation, cellular component: extracellular region. The coding region runs from base 181 to 633 and encodes 150 amino acids. The record is from RefSeq and is a predicted model, not a curated record. The transcript has 7 exons.